UUUUUUCUACUAAAAAUAUUUCCAGAAGGAAACGGAAAAUUCGAAAAUAGAUUAAUUUACAUUUCGUGUCUAGUCCAAUUAUUAUCACAUUUAGGAAUGGAAUUUAGAGUCAACGAUGAUUUAUCACUUUUCGAAAAGAGGAAAGAGAAUUUAUUUUCUGCUUCGGUUCAAUUAUUUUCUGUGUUUUGGUGAAAUAUUAAAAAUUCGUUGCAUUUUUGAAUGUAGGAUAAGAAACCCAAGUUCGAUUGCGGUCGAAACUCGUGACCUGGAGAACUCGAUUUGCGACGUCUACAAUAGAUAUAUGCGAAAUUGGCAGAGUUGAGUUUUGCAAGAUGAAGGAAAAGACAGACGUACUACAAGAGUUUGAGAAGCCAACAACUUUUAUCCACCCACCCAAUUCACCUAAACCGACUAACUCGACCAAUCGACCAGCCAGUCAGCCAUCCGCUUCUUCACCACACGCGGCGUGAUAAAUCCUCGACACAAACUGCCAUCGUGAAUCCCGCAGAAAUAUGAAAAGAAAGCUUUCUAAAUAUCAAAUUUCCACGUGAAAAAUAAUCUAAACUGUAAAAUAUUAGCGAAUUUUUCCUUCGGGUCAUAGUGCAUUGGAUUUACCGCUAAAGAAAGAAAUAGUAGAAGAAAUAUUACCAAGUUCUUCUUAACAUCUGUAAAAAAAUAUUUUUUAUUUUUAGGAACAAGAGAGAAAAAUUAAUUUGUUAUCAAGGGAAAAGAAGAAAGAAAAGAAGACUUUAAAGAAUUUGGAAGAACUUUUUAAUAACGAAAAGAAGGAGAAGGAAGAUCGCGCAGAGAAUUUGUAAUCAAGGAAAAUUAUUCAAGGACUAAAGAAUUUGGAAGAACUUUUUAAUAACGAAAAAAAGGAAGAAGAACGAAAGAUUGCAGAGAAUUUCGUCAGAAGAAGGAACAAAAAUUGUCUUUCACCGCAGCGACGUCGGAAUUAUUUGACAGUGAAGAAAUGUCAAAGACGAUCUUCAAACGAAACUCGAAAACGUUUGUGAGUCAAAAUUGAAAGAUUUAAAACCAAGUAACUUGUUUAUCACCCGACAUAACUUGAAUCACUUUUAGAAUUGACAUCUUCAUUUUAUUGUCUACACAAUUUUGACAAAUGACAUGUUAGCCGGGUAAUUCUCCAAUUUUACUGUCAAGAGGAAAAGUUCAUCUGCCGAGACAAAUCAUUUGUUUAUAUACACUUACAUGACAUACUGCGCAUUCUUCUGACCUUGUCUGCUUUUUAAAAAGAAUCUAAAAGAAAAAUUAUGUUUCAAAUUUGAAUUUAGCUGAGGAAAAAAGUUUCGAAUUUGAAUUUAGCUAAAGAAAAAUGUUUCGAGCUUGAAUUUUUCGAGAUAAAGGAAAAAAAUGCUACGAGGUGGAUUGGCGAGACAGGCCAGUAUUUUGGCCGAUGUCACGGCGACUGGAAGUGGAAAUUCAAGUCCCGGAAGUCCGGUGGAUGUUGAGGGUCCCGCGAGACCUAGAAAGAAACUAUCAUUUAAGGAACCGGAAUUUUUCGGUUAUUUGAAAUUGAAAAAACCAUUUUCGAAGAAUAAACCACAACCGUUGAUUGAGCAUGUUCCCUCGACUCCUGAGGAGAAUUUGACCGAUAAUCUCUUCGAUGAAGAUGAUGAGACAUUUAAAGCCGAACUCGAGAGUCAAGCAAUGAGAGUGGUCCGAACGGUGGGCCAAGCUUUUGAAGUAUGCCAUAAACUCAGCAUCACUGGUGCCGCUGAUGAUAAAGAGCGAGGCGACAACGACAGGAGUAGUAGGGAUUUAGAGAAUAUUCAUCGUGAUGAUGAUUACGAUGAUCGCGAAGAAAUUGGGAGCGAUCAACCACAGCCUUCCCCAACUUCACUUCACAAAGACAUGUCACUUUUAGGUGAUGGCGAAGACGUUAUUCCAGAUCAGACUCCAAUGUCCUGUCUCCUGAGAUCUCAUGAAGUUCCAAUCACAACAGCUUCUGCCUCCCCUGUCGGGCAAUCCCCAUCGUUCUUUUAUCAGGGAACAGUGGCAUCCGAAUGCGGUGGAUUGCUGGCAGGCGGUGAACUCACAGCGUUGAAGCACGAAAUUCAGUUGCUUCGCGAAAGAUUAGAUCAACAGAAUCAGCAAACUCGCGCUGCGGUGGCGCACGCGCGACUUUUGCAAGAACAACUCGCUGCAGAAACUGCUGCUCGCAUUGAAGCUCAAACACAAUUGCUUGUUCAGAACAAGGAAUUGCUGGAACACAUCGGUGCAUUAGUUGGUCAUCUACGUGAACAAGAGCGUCUGUCAGUUGGACAUAUAUCGGGUCAAUCACAAGUGCCAGGUUCGGCCAAUGUGCCACCACAAACACCAACAAUCCCCGAUUUACCAGGUCUUGGCCAGCGUCAGAAUUCACCCUGGGAAUUGGAACCGCCGACUUUUCCGUAUUGCUCUUUUCAACCACAUCCAACUGAAUCGCUAUUGUAUCCCGGCAAUUCGAACAAUAUUGGUCUUCAAGGAGCCGACCAAUUACACUUUCAGACGCAGCUUCUCGAGAGGCUGCACAAUAUCAGUCCAUAUCAACUUCAGAGAUCUCCGUACACCACACCGUCACCCUUUGCCAUGGGGACAAGUCUGCUGAUUCCUCCAAAUAGCAGGCACUCGUUGACACACUCCUCGCAGUUCUCACCUGGAUCCAUGUCAUUAAGAGUUUCACAGCCGAGUAGUUUCACAUCGUCACCAGUGAUGUCGCAAAAAAUGGAAAACUACAUGAUUCCUGGACAGGAGAGUAAUUACAGUAAAACGUUAAAUGCUGAUAAUCGUAAGAUUGCUGCUUCUGUUGGAGAUUUAAAGAAAGGGAAAAAUGUUUACGAUGAAAUACCGCCAAUUGUACUUGAUCCGCCACCACAAGGCAAGCGUAAUGAAAAUUUAUCGCAACCAUCUAGGAGUAAUUUGACAAUUCGCGAGGAAAAUGAAACUCAAGUUCAAAAGGCCAAGGAGAGGGAGAAAAAAUUAGCGAGUGUACUAAGAACACCCGGACCACCGCCAUCGAGGACAACCAGUGCCAGAUUACCGCCAAGAAACGAUAUCAUGGGUCAAGUUAAACGGACCACGUGGGCUCGUCACACAACCAGAUAAUUGAGGAUCACAAAAUUAGUAACUUCACAUACUUUUUUCUAAAAUUAUUUAUUCAAGAUAUUAGAUUUUUAAACUAAAUUUAAUUAAAUCGAAAAAUUAAUUGACUAAACUAAAAGUUUUUUGAAUUUGUUUAGUUUACAUUAAAUUUGAAUUGAAUUGAAAAUUUAUUUAAUUAACAAUAAAUAACAAUUUAUGAAUAAUUCGAGGAACCUCUAAGAUAGCACAAGAUUUCCGAAAAAGAAAGUGCUACACUUAUUUGGGAAUUAAAAAAGUUUUUAUUAAAAAAAUAUUUAAAAUGUUA
Leptopilina heterotoma is the source of this 3409-nucleotide messenger RNA. RefSeq names its product carboxyl-terminal PDZ ligand of neuronal nitric oxide synthase protein-like. The transcript is spliced from 7 exons. The record is from RefSeq and is a predicted model, not a curated record. Bases 1375 to 3108 code for a protein of 577 amino acids. NCBI's taxonomy places the organism in Eukaryota, Metazoa, Arthropoda, Insecta, Hymenoptera, Figitidae. Gene Ontology annotation, molecular function: nitric-oxide synthase binding.